AUGGUCACCAGACGCCUUUCCGGCGAAGCCGGUCAUCGCCGCAAAUUCCUCGCGGUCGUCGACGAAACACCGGAAUGCGAGCGCGCCGUGUUCUACGCCGCUCGCCGCGCGGCCAACACCCAUGGCGGUCUGAUCCUGUUGUUCGUGAUCGCGCCCGGCGACUUCCAGCACUGGCUGGGCGUCGAGCAGGUGAUGCGUGAAGAGGCGAUGGAGCGCGCCGAGCAGGUGAUGUCGAAAUUCGCCACGCUCGCGCGCGAACAGUGCGGAAUCGAGCCCGAGACCGUGAUCCGCGAGGGCGUCGGCGUCGAACCCAUUCACGAACUGAUCGAGGAAGACCAGGACAUUGCCAUCCUCGUGCUCGCGGCCAGCGCGGCCAAGGAAGGGCCGGGGCCGCUCGUCUCAUCGAUCGCCGGGCGGGACGCGGCCUUUCCGAUCCCCGUCACCGUGGUGCCCGCCAAUCUGACCGACGAGGACAUUGAAAGCCUGUCGUGA
Messenger RNA from Effrenium voratum, 492 nucleotides. The record is from the annotation of a GenBank genome assembly. Lineage: Eukaryota; Dinophyceae; Suessiales; Symbiodiniaceae.